This is a messenger RNA of Nothobranchius furzeri (turquoise killifish), 1090 nucleotides long. RefSeq names its product cell death inducing DFFA like effector b (gene cideb). Gene Ontology annotation, biological process: regulation of apoptotic process; apoptotic process. NCBI's taxonomy places the organism in Eukaryota, Metazoa, Chordata, Actinopteri, Cyprinodontiformes, Nothobranchiidae. The record is from RefSeq and is a predicted model, not a curated record.
CGGUGUUAUCAUCAGGUUUGAAGCAAAGUCCAAAUUCUGGGUCAGACUUGGGGAGAGGCUGCGUUGAGUCACACCAAAACACCCCACAAAACACACGGCUGUGAGAAACAGAAGGACGGACCUGAUGAGCAUGGAUACGUCUUUGUUCUUUAAAUCUGUGACCAAGCGAGUGUGGUCUCCACCACAGCGACCUUUCAGAGUCUGCUGUGACCGAAGAGAGACCAAGAAAGGGGUGACAGCAGGAACCCUGGAGGAGCUGAAAGAGAGGGCGUGCCAAGCUCUGCUGCUGUCCCUUUCUGCAGCAUCUCUGUGUCUGGUUUGUGAGGAGGAUGGGACUGAGGUGGACUCCGACGAGUUCCUCAUGACCUUACCUGACAACAUCAUGCUCAUGGCUCUGGAGCCUGGACGCACAUGGAAACCUCAGCCUGGUACGGUUGUGCUCACAAACCACAGCAAGCCUCGCACCGGCAGAGACAUCGCUCGAGUCACCUUUGACCUUUACAGGUUGAGCCCUAAGGAUGUGUUCGGCUCCUUGAGCGUGAAGGCCACGUUUCAAGGCCUCUACUCUGUGAGUGCUGACUUUCAGUGUCUGGGGCCCAAAAAAGUCCUCAGAGAAUUUCUGCGUGUCGUCUCCACCGUCCUUCAAACCGCCGGGCAUCUGCUCAUCACCUCCGCCUCCGUUCUGCGUCGCGUCAUCGAAGGAGCCGAGCUCUGGCAGCCGCAGAGGGCAGAGUACGUCACCAACUGGAAACGAUGAGUCCAUUUUAUGGGCAUCAUUAAAACACCAAAUCAGGUUAAACCAACCAGAAGUGAGAGAAGGGCAGUUUGUAACCUUCUGACCAACAAAGAUUCAACUAAACUUAGUUAAGCUGGACAAGAAUGAGCGUAUAAAUCUUUGUCUAGUGUUUUUGUGCAAUAGUGUAUACCACAACCCUCAGCUGUUUAUUUUUUAUGCUUUUUUUUUUCUUGCAGAAUGAUCUUUGUUUUCAUUUGAAAGGGUAACUUUAAGAAAAGCAUUGUAUCUAUUUUGUGAGUUCUGAAUGUUUUGAUGGAACUGUAAUUAUAAUAAAAGUAUAACAACUCAGAAGAA